AUUCAGAUUUUCCAAUUCAUCACAAAUUUACAGAGACCAAAUUAGGGUUUGAGAUCCAAUUUCCCCAAUUUCCCCAAUUUCAUUACAAUCAAAAAAUGGCACUAAGGAGGUUCUACAACGAGAUAAAGGGAUUGAAAGUGAAGGAAGUACCCAAUCAUUUGAAACCAAAGCUAUCAAUCGGUUACUUGAAGCAAUCCGUCGUCAAAUCUUUGGACAAUUACAACGCUAAGUACAUUCAGACAGGCUCUAUCGAUCCUCUGUACCAUGUCUGCUUUGGUGGGAUGAUCUUCUCUUAUCUGGUCGCGCUUCCCGAGGAACGCCGUCAUCUUGCGCAUCAACAGCAUGCCAAGGAGCACGGAGAAGGCCACCACUGAUUGAAGGAGCUGGCGAACCUCCUCCGAGUUGAUUUCACAAUCAUUGAUUUUAUUUUGAUGUAUGAUUUCGCAUGUUUCUGGAAAUCGUAAGCAGAAAGAUACUAUGUUUUCAGUGCAUGGCAGCAUGAAGUCAUGAAAUAAAAAUACACUAGACUAAACAUUGAGUAUCAUAACUUUUGUUACUUGUUUAUGUUAUAAUGUAUGGGUGAUAUAUUAUGCGGGUGGCGAUCUCAAAUUUCUUUUAUUGGUAUAACAGUGAACUUGAAUCUCAAUGCAGUGGAGACUUUUGAUUGGUA
This is a messenger RNA of Mercurialis annua (annual mercury), 670 nucleotides long. RefSeq lists its product as uncharacterized. Bases 96 to 374 code for a protein of 92 amino acids. Lineage: Eukaryota; Viridiplantae; Streptophyta; Magnoliopsida; Malpighiales; Euphorbiaceae. The transcript has 2 exons. The record is from RefSeq and is a predicted model, not a curated record.